Messenger RNA from Theobroma umbraticum, 1587 nucleotides. It is a transcript of the gene RRP41, whose product is annotated as 3'-5'-exoribonuclease family protein. NCBI's taxonomy places the organism in Eukaryota, Viridiplantae, Streptophyta, Magnoliopsida, Malvales, Malvaceae. Gene Ontology annotation, cellular component: nuclear exosome (RNase complex); cytoplasmic exosome (RNase complex); nucleolus. The record is from RefSeq and is a predicted model, not a curated record. Gene Ontology annotation, biological process: rRNA catabolic process; nuclear mRNA surveillance; poly(A)-dependent snoRNA 3'-end processing. Gene Ontology annotation, molecular function: RNA binding.
UUCGUCUCUUUUCUUCUUCUAUUGUUCUCUCUCUCCUCUGCUUCCUUUACUGUUUAAACAACUCUCCACUUUCCACUUCGCCUCCAAUUUCUCUCUCUAACAAGUCCAUUCUCCCUCUCUCUUUUUGAGUUCUAAAAUCCUUAACACAGAGUCACCAACACCACUGAGCUUUUGUUUUCUGUUUUGAACAUGGGUUUUUGGUGGGUUACUUGAGAUUGUGUUUUUGCAUGCUUUACAUGUUUGCGGAUUUUCUUUGGGUAUUGAUGAAUUUUGGUUAUGGUUUGGUGCUUGUGAAUUUUUUCAUGAAUUUUGGAUAUAAUUUUUUCUCAGAUUCAAAUCCUAAGUUUCAUGCCUUCUUUGAGCAUAUUUUGUUGUUUAUGCUGUAGGACAGGACCAGUAACGCUAUCUACCCUUUUUCGAUGUUGAUUUUUUCAUUUGUUUUUGUUUUGGUCUUGACGCUAGAAAGAAGAGUUAGAUCAAAAGGAGGUAAAUAAUGGCCCGAACCCAUGGAGCAAGCUAGCCGCCAGUUAGUUCCAAACGGCAACGUCUCAUAGAUCGAACUCAAAACCCUGGAGGUUUAGUCAAGGGAGAGAAGAACGAAAGUGUCAGUUCUUGCGUUUAUCAUCAACGGUUGGUUGUUUGUCGGUUCUUUCGGGUGCAAACCUAGCUUGGUAAAGAUGGAAUACGUGAGCCCUGAAGGACUCCGCUUGGACGGUCGCCGUCCGAUGGAAAUGAGACAAAUUCGUGCAGAGAUUGGUACUGUGGCCAGAGCUGAUGGUUCUGCUGUUUUUGAGAUGGGCAACACCAAAGUCAUUGCAGCAGUAUAUGGCCCUAGAGAGGUGCAAAAUAGGAGCCAACAAAUUAGUGACCAGGCACUGGUGCGCUGUGAGUACAGUAUGGCUAAUUUUAGUACUGGAGAUCGCAGGAGGAAACCAAAGGGUGACAGGCGGUCAACAGAGAUAUCUCUUGUCAUCCGUCAAACAAUGGAAGCUUGCAUAUUGACUCACCUAAUGCCUCGUUCUCAGAUAGAUAUAUUUGUUCAAGUUCUUCAAGCUGAUGGAGGAACUAGAUCUGCAUGUAUCAAUGCUGCGACUUUAGCCCUUGCAGAUGCUGGGAUUCCAAUGCGUGAUAUUGUCACUUCUUGCAGUGCUGGGUAUCUAAAUAGCACUCCUUUGCUUGAUUUGAACUACAUUGAAGAUAGUGCUGGAGGCCCUGAUGUCACUGUAGGAAUCUUACCUAAGUUGGACAAAGUGACUCUUCUUCAGAUGGAUGCUAAGUUACCUUUGGAUAUCUUUGAAAAUGUCAUGGGACUUGCAACUGAAGGCUGCAAGGCUGUAGCAAACUACAUUAGAGAAGUACUACUAGAGAACACCAAGCAACUGGAGUAUCGCCGCGGUUUAUAGUUUAUAAGCAGUGUCAGAAAAAAAUUAAUCGAUUGUUGACAUAUCUGAUCGAUUUGACAAAAUAUACUAUAACAUUGCACUAAUGUUCAGAUGCUAAAUCUCUAUUCCAACUUUUGAUCUUUUAUAAACCAUUAUGAUUGUUUUUUUUUUGGGGUUGAAAUUUGCUCUCUUAUUAUUAUUUAUU